This is a messenger RNA of Penaeus chinensis, 2248 nucleotides long. RefSeq lists its product as uncharacterized. Gene Ontology annotation, biological process: negative regulation of translation; oogenesis. The coding region runs from base 66 to 1346 and encodes 426 amino acids. Gene Ontology annotation, cellular component: perinuclear region of cytoplasm. The transcript has 4 exons. Gene Ontology annotation, molecular function: mRNA binding; zinc ion binding. The record is from RefSeq and is a predicted model, not a curated record. Lineage: Eukaryota; Metazoa; Arthropoda; Malacostraca; Decapoda; Penaeidae.
UACCUCAGUUGAACGACGAAAGGAGUAACAUUUUAAAAGUUUCAAUUUUAACUUUUCAUUGCGAAAUGGACGACAACUUAUCACGUUUUUUUGAAGAUAGGAAAUCUGUGCCAGAAGGUGCUGGUAGUACAGAACCCAAGCUGACAAGUGUGCUAUGGAAAACAAAUAUUCAGGAAAAUCCUUUAGAUAUUAAAAGUACUUCUGUGUAUAAUGAAUAUAGUUUAAUGGAUGUUAAAAGUGACCAUAUUCUAGGAUAUAGCCAAGAGGUUAAAGCAAGUGAACCAAUGACUCAAGCAACAUGUUUUUAUGAAUGUGAUAGAAAUACAAGUACCCCAUUAUCAAACUUUGAUAUAAGCACAGUGUUACAGAGAAAUGAGGUGGAUUUACCUCCUGAUCCAUUUAAGAAAUUAAAAGAUGCAAGUGAUAUCUGGGAAUCAAGUACACCAAGACAUUCAUCAUAUAUUGACCAACAUGGUAACAAUAUUCAAACAGCAAGUGAUAACACAACUAAAUUUGAUUGUUUAGAAAGUAACCAGAGUCAGAAUGACUCUGGCAUAUAUUUGGAUGUAGAUCAGAAGGAGAUACAAGGUGCGAGUAGCCUUUUAUUUUCAACACAGUCUAUAAACAAUAUUUGGGGUACACCUGGAAGUACCAGUAUUCAAGACCUUAAUAUAUCAACAACAGAUAUCCAGCCACAGGGAUAUAGUAAGACCAGUGCAACAGCAUGGGAUCACUUCCUCAGUGGUCAGCCAACAUUAAACACCAAAUAUAAUGUAGGAAGUGACAAUCACUUCUCUAAUUUGUCAAGUAGAAGUAGAUUCCAGAGCCUCCAGUCCAAUUACAAUAACUUGACAUCACCAGUCAGCAACUGUUUUCCAGUAUGCAGUCCUCAGAAUACAUUUCAGCAAUCUGGACAAGUAUUCUCACAAGAAAAUCAGCAACCAGAUUUAAUUUCACUUAUGGAGGAACUGUCUUUAAAUGAAACAUUUAAUUAUGGACAAGGAAACAACAAUUCAUGGUCUUCCCAACAUGCAAUGCAAAAACCUACCGGUUCUAUAACCUCAGUCAGGGGUUGUGUGUUUUGUAAAAACAACAAUUACCAUUCUACCUUUUAUAGGUCACAUUCAUUAAAGGAUGAUCGUGGUCAUUGCCAGUGUCCUGUACUGAGAAUGUAUGUCUGUCCUCUGUGCAAUGCUACAGGUGAUUCAGCACAUACCCUCAAAUAUUGCCCAAGGAAUACUGUAACCCAUGGAGAUCCAAUAUCAGCAGGUCUUCCACCAGGCAAAGUUACCAAUUGGAGAGAGAUGGCAAAUCGAAUGAUAAUACGACGAAGAAAUAAUCAAUAAAUAGGCUGUCAAUACCUAUGAUGUUUAUGACAUUUAUUAUUUUGAUGUAAAUUUUGUAUGGAUCUUUGAUAUUUGAUGAAAAUCAUGGAAAAUCAUUUUCUUAGACAUUGUGAACUAUUUGUGUUUCUUACUUUUAUUUUAAUUUUUAUGACUGCAGUAUGUAGUUUUCAUCUGAUUUACAUAUCUUGUACAUUUCAUUAUCAUCAUAUGUCAUAAUAUAUGUCCACAAUUUGUUUAUGUAAAUGUACUUACUUUACUCCUUAUGUAUUAAAACUUCAUACUUUUCAUAUUGAUUUUAAGGUGAACUAAAUUGGUACAGGUGAUCAUUUUAUAGAAAUUGCUAGGGAUAAAUUAUCUUUUCCAGUAAAGGAAUUUUUUUAUGGUUUGCAGAUGAUUGUAAGGACUGAUGUCAAAUUAAGAGUUUAAUCUUUUUUUGUGUGAUCUAAUUGUACUGAUUGUUAUUUGUUGCAGUUUUAUAGUGUAACUCCUGUUACAACUUAUUUGAUAGCUAUUGUUUGGACAUCACCAAAGUUUAUUCAGAAUGUAGUAAUAGAGAGUGAAAUAGUGUAUUUUAACAGGAAUUCUUUAUUUUACAGAGCUUCAUUUAUUAUCAGGUUUAUUUGACUGCUUGAGGGGGUAUCUAUGAGUGUAUAUGAAUGUAUAUUGGUCAUAAAAUUAAAGUAGCUAUAGAAAUGGAUUUAUUUGUAAGAAUAAUUCUUUAUUUUGUGUGGGAUAAAUGACAGGAGAUAUAGAGGAUUUUUUUAAGGACAGCACUUUUUAUGCAUACAUAUUCAUUUUAUUAUUUUGGUUUCUCUUAUUCAGAUGGUCUUACUUUAGUUCUCUCUCUUCUCUCUCUUCUCUUUUCUUCUCUCUCUUCUCUUCUUUUCUUUUCUUUUCUUUUC